Molecule: messenger RNA, 2080 nt
Organism: Spathaspora passalidarum NRRL Y-27907
Lineage: Eukaryota; Fungi; Ascomycota; Pichiomycetes; Serinales; Debaryomycetaceae
Exons: 1
Coding region: 688-1137 (149 amino acids)
Biological process (GO): rRNA processing; negative regulation of transcription by RNA polymerase II
Cellular component (GO): nucleolus
Molecular function (GO): DNA binding
Source: RefSeq, a predicted model, not a curated record
AUUCCAAGUUAGACUCACAUCAAACCCCUAAACCAAAUCAACCAUGGCUGUUUUCGGUAACAAUGUCUUCCGAGGCAAGAAAGAACAAGAAGCUUAUGAUCGGACAUUUGCUGGAAAAUAUCAGAAAUUAAUCAAAAAAAAUUCAUUUUUAUAUUUUGGAUUGCCAUUUAUGCUUUCAAUUGUUGCUGGAUCAAUAUAUUUACAGAAGUUUACUGCUAUUAAAUGGGAGAAAUAUGAUGAAAAGUAUAGACAAUUGAGUGAAGAGGAAAUGUUGAGUAUGGUUGAAAAUAAACGUGUGUUUGAUAAAAAGGAUGACUUUUAUAGAUUACAAGGGUUGUUAAGUGAACAUCAAGAAGAAGUACUGAAUCAUGAUUAUGAGAUUGUGCGAGUAAAGAGAAGAGAAGAGGAUGAGCCUGUUUGGCCAAAACUGAAGUAAGUUCAAUAGUAUUUUGAAGGAACUUUUAUAAUGAUUCACGAUUUGUACAUAGUAGCUGUAUAUAGCAUUUACAUAGGAUAAUAUCACUUCAGUGUGUACCAUUGUAAAUACCAAAUUCAAUUUCUUAAAGUGUAUGAAUUAAGUCGGUGUACAAGGGGAGGGCAGUCUCGAGCGAUAUUUGGGGUAAAAACUCAUCGUAAAAAGAAAUUUUGAAAAUUUAUUUCUCUUUUGUUAUCACCAAGUAAGCAACCAUGGUUUCGUUUUCAUGUGAAGUUUGUAAUGAUACCAUUACCAAGAAGAAGUUAGAUCAACACGCUCAAAGAUGUUACGGUGCCUAUUUCACCUGUAUUGAUUGUUCCACUACUUUUGAAGGUACUAGUUAUAGAAACCACACUAGUUGUAUUAGUGAAGCUGAAAAGUAUGAAAAGGCAUUAUAUAGAGGUCCUAAGAAGAAGAACCAACAAAUAAAGGAACAACCAAAGGAACAACCAAAGAAACAACCAAAGGAACAACCAAAGGAACAACCAAAGAAGGAAAAGUCACCAAAGGAAGAAUCACCAUUCACCGGCCUCAAGGAAAACAAGAAUGAAAAUUUAUACAAAAUUUUAAAGAAAGCUUCUAAAGAUGAUUCAAAAAAACUCAAGGAAAUCUUGAAAUCAAUCAAGGUGGUUAAAUCUGAUGGUAAAAUUAUAAUACAAUAGACUAUAUAUUUAUUUCUUUUUAUGAAGUGCCCUACCAACUUUACUAUAGAACUGGGCUAAUGUAUCAAUAGGAAAUAAUAAUUUUUCACACAAGUAAUCUGGUAAUAUUCGUUUAAGAAAUCUGGCAUUCUCAACUAUAUCAACUUCAUCAUCCCCAUGGUCAAAUUCAUUUUCUAAAGCAUCCAAAAAGGUAGGAACAUAAUUCACUUGCGCUGUUGCCUCAAACUCUUUUGAUAUAAUUAACUGAUAUGUUAUAAACAAAGGAGGACUUGAUUGUUUAACAUCGAAAUACAACAUCAGAUCAUCUUCUUGGAAGUUAACAACUCUAACCCCAGCAAGUAAUUCUAUCAUAUCUAAAGUGAUGGAAAUGUUUUCUAAUUCCUUUGUUAAAGUUAUGUCAUUCAUAGGUUGUCGCUUUCGAAUUGGUGAUUCAAAUGUAAGUUCAGCCUCGCCCGAUUGGGAUUGUUUAAGCUGGGAUAUUUCGUCCAAGAGUUUAUCUAUAGUGUCGUUCUUUCUCCGUAACUCUAAUUGUAGUUCCUGUAUUAACAUGUGGUCAUUCUCCAAUUGUGAUUGCAUUUUGGUUUGAUAUUUAGUAAAUAUCUCAUCUUGCUUAGUAUUAGUCAAGUCGUUUAUCAAUUCUAUUAAAUCUUCAGAAUCUGUGGUGGUUAGAAUAUCUUGUUCUGUUAUUAUUGAUAUCGGACCUUUGGCACGUUUGGAAGAAGGACGGCUUGGUGUGUUACUAGCAGGUUUCUUUUUAUUUGGAGUAGCACUAGGUGUAUCAUCAUCAGGUUCAACUGCAGAUACACGUUCGGAUAUCCUUGAAGAUACUCUUCGACUGUUUUCAGGAGACUUCUGGUUAGACUUUGUAACUGAUUUUGUCCUUGGUUUUGGAGGCAUCCUGGUGGUGUUUGUUGUGGGUGCUUCUUGCAAUGUGUUGAUGUUU